This is a messenger RNA of Ciona intestinalis (vase tunicate), 1384 nucleotides long. NCBI's taxonomy places the organism in Eukaryota, Metazoa, Chordata, Ascidiacea, Phlebobranchia, Cionidae. The record is from RefSeq and is a predicted model, not a curated record.
UUACGUCUGUGCAAAACUUUGCAAUUCAAUCUUGUCUGAAAAACUUUCAAUUCUUUUUCUUUUUUAAAUUUGCAAUUCGUUUUCCUCUUAAAAAAAUGCAAUUCUAUUCCAUCUGUACAGACAGGCGUGCGGCGGGGACGAAACGUGCGAGGAAUACGAGAAGACAUACGCCCUCGUACUCAAAGACAACGCAUUUGCAAAGUCAUUGGAGAUGGUGGACGUGACGCCAGGUGAACACAGUGGAGACGGUGAAGUUAGAGAGAAGAGAUCGCCAUCUUGCCCCGCAUAUGAUGAUAGUAUGACUAAUAUAUCAAGACGAAGCUUAUCACCAUGGACUUAUAUAAGGAACGUCGAUCGAACAAGAAUACCAGUUGUUAUGCUGGAUGCAGUUUGCCUUUGUGGCGGGUGCUAUGAUAUAUCCAGUCCUUCAUUAGCAGAAGACAUCAACCUUUACAGUACACGAGUACCUGGGACGAUUCCUGUGCGUAGGAUACGACCGGGCAAGCCGUCGGUGCCUGACUAUGUUAAUCUACACACCGGGUGUAGGUGCGUGGUUCCUCUGUAGUUAUAAGACGGGUGUUCUGUUUCAUACACCUCGUGCCCGUUUACAAGUUACCACGGAUGUAACAUAUUUAUCCUCGCGUGGCGGGGCAACGACAGUUAUAACACGGGUGUUCUGUUUCUUAAACCUCGCUUACGAGUUGACGCAAAUGUAACUUUGUAGGUGAUUGUUUUUUGGAGUUUUUUUUAAUUUUUAUACAACAGAUUUAAUAGAACUGAUUAGAGUAAUUCAAGUAAAAAAUCCUUGCCGAUAGACCACUGGCGCGCCGUAAGACCUCGCCCAUACAAAUAGAAUGUUGUGAAAUCAUAUAUUUUUGUUAAUUUUUUUUCAUGUAUACGUUGUUGCUGCCAAGUGUAAAUUGUACUGUAAGUGUUAAAGAGAUCGUCUGACAAUUGUGUUUUAUUUUGUUUGUUUUUUAUCGUAAAGCGCAACUUUUCGUCUGCCAUACGGCGAGACUUAUCACGGUUUGCAGUGUUCACUUUUAUUACUUAUGUUUUUCGUUACCGUACUUAAAAUUAAUAAAUUGAUUAUGCAUUGUUUGGGUAUAAAUGUCUGUAUUAAAUAUUGCCACAAACUAAUAUACCCACACCGAUAUAUUCAAUCGGAAAAGAUACUAUUAGCACCUAAAACCCAUGUUUGCUGGUGGUGUUUAAAAAAAUCACUGCUUUUUGUUUUUGGAGAAAAAACAUGUUAAAAAUAAAGUUAAAACGACUUUUGCUCCAGUGUUUGAUAAAUAUACAAAAUGUAAAUAUUUUUGUUGGUGUUAUUUUUUUUAUCAGUGUUAUUUUCUUUGUUGGUAUAAAAAGUCAAACGUUACCUGCA